CUCCGGUCUCCCUAAUUUUUUCUAUUUAGUAUUAUUUUUUUUAGCCCUUAAUCCAUAAACCGCGAUUUUGCUUCUGCUUCGCUCACCUCCUCCUCCUGUUCACCCUCAUUCCUCGAGCAGAGCCCUCCUUCAAUCCCCAUGAAAAAUUUGUAAUCCAAUUCCAUAAUCCACCGCCGAGCUAUUCCCAAGUUCCGAAGAUAUGAUACGCGAUUCUCAACUAUUGAUUCGAUUACAGUGCGGCGGUGGAAAAGAGAUUGGGGGAUUGUUGUGAGGGUGAUUUGCUUUUUUUUGGUUUUGAAGGGGAGGAUUUUGCGCGGAGUUGUAUAGGAAUUUUGAAUCAAUCAUUUUGAUCUACAAUGGGGUGCUGCGGCGCGAAUCUGGAGGAGAUGGGGGAGCCCGACGCUUUCUACCCGAUCAGAGCCGAGUGCCGAGAUGAUGUUCCCAACACCCGAUUCAAGCCCAGGCACGGCAAGACGCUUAGCGCGAGAAGAUGGCACGCUUCGUUCUCCGAGGAUGGCAAUUUGGAUAUUGCCAAAGUUCUUAGAAGGAUACAGCGUGGGGGCGUUCAUCCGACUAUAAAAGGAGUUGUGUGGGAGUUUUUGCUCGGUUGCUAUGAUCCUAAAAGCAGCUUCGAUGAUCGAAGUACACUAAGACAAAAUAGAAGGUCGGAGUAUGAGAAAUUGAAGUCAAAGUGUAAGGAAAUGGAGAAGGCGGUUGGUAGUGGAGUUGUGAUUACUGCCCCACUGAUAACAGAAGAUGGUCAGCCUAUCGCGUAUCCCGCAAGCAACGGCGCUACCUUCCAAGAGAAUAUUCCUUCUGAUACCAUAGAUUCCUCCAACCUAGAACGGGAAGCAAAUAACGAACCUUUAGACAAAGAAGUCAUCCAGUGGAAGCUGACUCUGCAUCAGAUCGGUUUGGAUGUAGUUCGUACGGACCGGGCGCUUGUUUAUUAUGAGAACCAACAGAAUCAGGCAAGGCUGUGGGACAUUCUUGCAGUUUAUUCAUGGAUGGACCAGGACAUUGGUUAUUGCCAAGGGAUGAGUGAUCUUUGUUCGCCAAUUUCGAUCCUUCUUGAGAAUGAAGCAGAUGCCUUUUGGUGCUUCGAACGUUUAAUGCGGAGACUGCGGGGAAAUUUCAAGGCCACAAGUACUACUAUCGGAGUUCGCUCUCAAUUGAGUUUGUUAUCAUCCAUUGUAAAGGCUGUUGAUCCAAAGCUGCAUGAACACAUAGAAAACUUAGACGGAGGGGAGUACUUGUUUGCGUUUCGCAUGUUAAUGGUCCUCUUCCGCAGAGAGUUCUCAUUUGUGGACUCGUUGUACCUUUGGGAGUUGCUGUGGUCUAUGGAAUAUAACCCAAACCUUUUCUCCACGUAUGAGACGGAGUCGGAUGCAGCAGCUAAUAACAAGAGCCAAGAAGCAAUAGGAGAUCCAACCCUGUUGACACAGUAUGGCAAGUUUGAGAGAAAGAAUAUAAAGGCUGGCCAGAAGGACCACCAAGCCACUUUAUCCAUCUUUCUCGUAGCCAGCGUUCUCGAGGCCAAGAAUAAACGGUUAUUGAAGGAGGCUAAAGGUCUAGAUGAUGUCGUCCAGAUCUUGAACGACAUCACGGGAAAUCUGGACGCAAAGAAAGCAUGCGAUGAAGCACUGAAGAUUCACCAGAAGUACUUAAACAAAACCAAGGUUUCGUAGUCUUCGGGCUCUGCCAUAUGAAAAUCGCACCAGCAGCUUUGUUUUCUGGAAAAGCGAAAGCGCCAUCAACGGGCCCUCCGACGAUUCUUUUGUUUUGCCCUUUGAUUUUUCUUACGAUUCAUUCAUUCUUUCAUUCUCCAAAUGUUCUGCGUCGCACACUAUUUUUUGUGCAGAAAAAGGCGGUUAAUAUAAUGAUUGUAUGUGUAUCAUGUUCAGUACUAUACGACCUCUAAAAUUAUGUAAUCUAAAUUUUAAGAGAUGGAUAAAGGACUGA
Messenger RNA from Ananas comosus (pineapple), 1962 nucleotides. RefSeq names its product TBC1 domain family member 15. The transcript is spliced from 12 exons. The record is from RefSeq and is a predicted model, not a curated record. NCBI's taxonomy places the organism in Eukaryota, Viridiplantae, Streptophyta, Magnoliopsida, Poales, Bromeliaceae. Gene Ontology annotation, biological process: activation of GTPase activity. Bases 357 to 1688 code for a protein of 443 amino acids. Gene Ontology annotation, molecular function: GTPase activator activity.